GGUGCAGCUCUGCGGGCGGGGGGGCGGGUGACGUCCCGCCCCGGCCUGCGGCGCUGGGCCCCUCUGGUGGGCACGCGCGUCUGCUGCCGCCGGGAGCUGCGGCUAGAAGGAGCCAUCCAAGAUCUCUGCAAUUUUUAAGCAACACUUUUCCCAAGCCACUGGUCAAAUGCUUCCAAUGCUGGCAACUUACAUGGAGACCUUCAGCAGUGCACCCAGGAACCCUGAAGCACCUGGCCAACCCUCCUCCCCCACCCCAAAUCAGCCUGGGAUGCCCCAAAGCCUGAUGGCCAAGCUGGUCGCUGUCCCUUGUGCUCUGGCAUGUACAUCUAUUAGUGUAUAUGCUGCAACAGAAGAAGGAUCAAAAACCCACCCAAUAAAGCCAAAUCAGCUUCCCAUUUAUUGUGCACCGCCUCUGAAAUCUAAAUACAUUGAAGAACAACCUGGUCGUUUGCAGAUGGGCUUUUCUACAUUAAGAAAGGCAGCUAGUCGCUAUGUUAAAUGGACCAUGGAUGCCUAUGUCUUCGUUAAAAAUGGCAUAAUGGACUCAGUCCAAUUUGGCAAAGAUACAUAUGUUUAUCUGAAGAAUCCACCUCCAGAAUUUCUUCCAAAAGUUGGUGUAAUUACAAUUUCAGGCCUAUCCGGUAUAGUCCUCGCAAGAAAAGGUAUGGGGGUUUUUUUUCCUUGUUUCAGAUAUCAUCUGGUUGAUUGUAUACCACAUCUUUAAUUUCACAGUAUCUGAGAUGCUUUGACAUAACUACUGGAAAAAGCUUUUGUGCUCUUGUGAAAGCGGUGGUAGUGGCUGAAGGCCACG
Molecule: messenger RNA, 811 nt
Organism: Alligator sinensis (Chinese alligator)
Lineage: Eukaryota; Metazoa; Chordata; Crocodylia; Alligatoridae
Gene: APOOL
Product: apolipoprotein O like
Exons: 6
Coding region: 167-724 (185 amino acids)
Biological process (GO): cristae formation
Cellular component (GO): MICOS complex
Source: RefSeq, a predicted model, not a curated record